AGUUUAGAACAAUUGCAUCAGUUGCUCCAAAUCGUUCAAAUUUGACAAAAUUCUGAUACGCCACCUGAUAAACGUUCUUCGCUUGUAAUUUUCGUCAUUGGACUUAGUUUGUAAACUAAAGUUUAAAAAAAAAAGAAUUGUUUAGUCUCAAAUGCAAUUAAGGCUAGACAUUUGCCAAAUAUUCGCAAAUAUAAAAACCAGUUGACUGAAGAAUUGAAAGUUUUAAAUAAUAUUAUUAUUUGAACUGAACUGAACUGAAGCUGAACUGGACUCUUAUUAUUAAUAAGAGUCCAGUUCAGCCACAUAGUCAGUCUUCUGAAAAUACUGAAAUGGAUCGUUUUAUCCCAAAGCAAGAAGAUACUAAAGAUUAUGUUGCUUUAAGGUCAUCUGAAGAUGGAAAUUGCCUCUAUAGUUCAGCUUCUCUUUUAAGCAAUUCGUCUCUGAAGACAGUUAAUGUAUUGAGGCUUCUAACUUCGAUUGAAUUGUUUGAAAAAGCUUCCUACUAUGCGAGGUACUCCCUUUUUGUUAAACAGGUUGAAAACAAUAAUUCUAAUCUUUCCAGUGUUCUAGUAGCCUGUGUUUCUUUUGAAUGUUCAGAUCAAUUUAAAUUAAUUAACAGUGAAUCAGCUUCUGAAAUUAUAAUAAUGGAAGCAUUGAUCAACUGCCAAGCUAACAAGUUUUCUUCGUUUUUAUGUCUAAUUGCUUUGUCAUCAGUUUUAAAUAUUCCUAUUAGAUCAAUUUAUCCUGAUUUUGGCUUAGAAAAAUUCAAAAAACUUUUUAAUGCAAUUAUUCCAUUUCGUUAAAUUAAAAAUCAAGAUCAAAAUGUUUUGAAUAUUUUAUGGUGUAAUACUGAUAUUAUGUCAGUGAUGCAAAAUAAUAAUAGCUGGACACCGAACCAUUUUGUACUAAUUAUUAUAAGCCUAAACUAAUUUCUAGCAUUAAUUAGAUUUUGGCUAUAAAAAACGAUGCUACUUAUUCUUUACACUUUUUUAGUCCUAAAACUGAAACAAAUAAAAAAAACAACUUGAUUCUGCAAAACAUGUCAAAAUUCAAUCUAAAAUUAACUUUAAAAAAGACAAUGCUUUCAUAGAGUUGCCUUUUGAACCUUUUGUAGAUUCAAAAAUAGUUAAGUCAUUAGACUCCAACUCAGUUAUUAUUCCUUCAUAUAAUGAAUUAAAUUCUUUGUAUGACGUUUCAACAUAUCUUGUUUGAGGUAAACUUUUAAUCGCUGGCAAAGAUGAUUCUAUUUUGUUAGAUAUGAUAAACAAAGUAUUUUGUCCUAAUUCUAUGUUUGUUUUUCCAAUAUCUUUAAAUACAAAAAGAUCAUUUAAAUUUGAAUGGCUCAGCCAGUUUUCUUGGUUAGCUUAUUCUAGCAAAGAAGAUGGAGCUUACUGUCUUGCUAGGUGCUAGUAUUCCAAAUAAGUCUGGAAUAUUAAAUUUAGUUUUCAAGCCCCAUCAAGAGUGGGGUAAUGCUGUUCGUGAUUAUAGAAAACGUGUGGAAAAUUGUGUUUUACAUAAAAAAAAUCUAUGCUUUCAUUUAAUGCAUUGCUUUCACGUUGCAAUAUUAAAAGUAAUGUUAUUGAGGUUGAUUUAAAUAAUUCUCGUUUGAAACUUCUUUCUGAUAACCGAAAAAAAUUAGUUCCAAUAAUUAAAACAAUAAUAUUUCUUGGUAGAAACGAUCUAGCAUUUCGUGGAUAUCGUGAUGAUAGCAAAUAUCAUCCUGAUAUUGGGGAAUCUUCUACACAAAAAGUAGGAGUUGGUAACUUCAUAGAGCUUUUAAAUUUUCGUGUUGAUGCUGGGGAUCAAAUAUUAUCUAAUCAUCUUUCUUCAAGUCCAAAAAAUGCAACCUAUAUAUCAAAAACUACCCAAAACCAACUUAUUGAUUCUUGUGGGAAAUCAAUUGAGGAAGUUUUAAUAAAAAAUGUCAAGCAUUCAAUUUUUUUUUCAAUUCUUUGUGAUGAAGCAGUUGACUGUUCAAAUACGGUGUCCUAUGAUUCAACCGAAUCCCUAAUUUCAAUUUAGAACCGAAUAUGAGAAAUUUAUUACACAACCGAAAAUAUUUACAAAAAAAAUUAGAACCGAAAAAAUUUCAAUCAAAUUUUCGAUCGAAAGUCAUAAAUGAUUUUAGAACCAAAAAAAUUUCGAUAGAAUUUUCAAUCGAAAGUCAUUAAUGAUUUUAGAACCGAAUGUAUGUAUGUAUGUAUGUAUAUAUAUAUUUUAAUAGUAAAAUUUUAAUAAUAAAAAAAAAAUA
Hydra vulgaris (swiftwater hydra) is the source of this 2251-nucleotide messenger RNA. RefSeq lists its product as uncharacterized. Lineage: Eukaryota; Metazoa; Cnidaria; Hydrozoa; Anthoathecata; Hydridae. The record is from RefSeq and is a predicted model, not a curated record.